This is a messenger RNA of Kazachstania africana CBS 2517, 189 nucleotides long. It is a transcript of the gene HTL1, whose product is annotated as Htl1p. Lineage: Eukaryota; Fungi; Ascomycota; Saccharomycetes; Saccharomycetales; Saccharomycetaceae. The coding region runs from base 1 to 189 and encodes 62 amino acids. The record is from RefSeq and is a predicted model, not a curated record. The transcript has a single exon.
AUGAAUACAACGUUGAACACGUUGACGGCGCACAAGCUACUAGUGGAGCGUGAGAAGAUGUUGGAAGUAUUCCAUCUUGUGGAAGAGAACGAGAACACGGCUUCGCUACUAGAUCCUGCCAAGAAACAAGCUACUUUGCAAGCGAUGCAGGAGAAAUUGAACGAGUUGAAAAAGACAGAAAGACAGUGA